AUGAAACCGUUUUUAAAGUCGAAUGCAGCUGCAUCCCAUUGGUUGGAUGUUCUAUUUGGUGGAAUGGCAGGAUUAUUAUCUAACGAAGGUAAAAAAUUAUUGUCCUUUAACAGCGAUAUUAAACCUCAAGAGUUUGCGGAAAAUAGCCUUAUAUUGGUUCUGUUCAGUAACUAUUUAAUGAAAAUUGAGAACAGGCAUCUUCUUGAUGUUGAUUUCAGAAUGGAAUUUUCAAGUUAUAUAAAGAACUAUGUUGAGUCUGUCAUGAGCAAUGAAAGCCAUUUUCCAGACGCCAGUUCAGAAAACAGUGAUUUAGACUUAUUUGUCUAUAACUUAUAUGAGUCAUUGAGGUAUGUUCCUCUGAAAUAUCACAUUUUGAGUUCCCUGUUAUCAAAGAAGUUAUUGAUUAAUUUAACCCAAAAAUCAUAUCAAAGUCAAAUCAUUUUGAGGAAUUUGAUCGACGUAUUGAUUGAUCGCGAAGAAUACGACGAAGCAUAUGCUGCGUUUAAGACAUAUAAUAGUUAUAUCGAUAAGGACCAGGAACAACAUAAUGGGUAUAUACAUGAUAUUUUAUCAAUUAUCGACAUAUACUCAACUUGCAUUUUACGCUUUAAUCCUUUUGAUUCCCUUUCGCUUCAAUCUAAUGAUUCGAAGAAGUUUAAAUAUGUUACCCGAGAUCAAAUUUUAUGCUCAUUGGUUAAAUUUGUUAUUGAAUUAAAGACAUACUUACACGAGCUUGCAAAGAUUUGUGACUUAAAUUAUGAUGACUCUCCAAAUAGUAAUCAAAUUUCAUUCUUGUAUCUGAAGUAUAACGAGAAUGUGAUUCAGGAAGAUAGUUCUAAUUUUAUCAAGCUAAUUUCUAAGGCAUGGUAUUCUUUAGGGUAUUAUUAUUACUACUUAUGCAGCUUUGAGCUGCAAAAUUAUGAGACCAUUGAUGCUAAUAUCGGUAACGUUCUCAAAUAUUACAAAAACAGUUUGAUAAUUAAUACAACCGGCAAUAUUUCAUAUUUGUUCAAUUAUGCAUUGGCAUUGUCGUAUAAUCGGUCAAUACAGCCAGCAAUUAAAUUGUGCAAAUUCAUUUUAAAAAGGUAUCCGGAAACAUUCAAGACUUGGAAUUUGUUAGCAUUAUUGCUUAGUUCAAUGGAGACGCAUAGUUCCGAUGAGAAUUCACAGAGUCAUAAACAUACAUACCAGGUUAAUGUCACCAUCAAUGGUAGCAUUAACGAAACAAUGAAUGGUAGCGUUAACGGUACAGCCGCAUCAAAUGUUCAAGUAACUAAUAUUAGAGAACUGGAAAAGAUCAUUAAUAAUGGUCUCAAUAUUGCAGGUAUAUAUCUUGUCAAAAGUCGCAAACCCAGUCUGAAUAUUACAAAUGAUAUUAAAAUUGAUAUAUUACAAUUAAAAUUGACUCAGUUGUCAAUUUGGGAAUCAACAUAUGGAGCCCAUUACAUUUUGGAAUUUUUACCAGAAGUUUUUAUGUUAUAUAACGAGCUAUUCGAUAUUGAUAUCGAAGCAGAUAAGAACGACGGGGCACAUCUUCGAACUAAUAUUGCUAAAUGGUCCCAUAGGCCAAGCUUUAUUGACCCUUCAUCUAACCAAAACAAUGGUGUUAAGCAGGAGAGUCAUUUAUCGAAGGAAAAAAAAUUAGCAAAGGAUAGAAUCAAGAGGAUGUCAAAAAUACCCAAGCCCAAAGAGAAGCACGAUCAUUUAUCUGACAAUAGAUCGAUGAAAAAAUUCAAUGUUACAGAAAGAAAAAUUUUGCAAGAUAUCUGGGUAUGGACUAGUAAGGUAUAUUUAAAAGUGGGAUUAUUGGAAGAAGCUGAACAAUGCAUAGUAGAAGCAGAACGUAUCCAUGAGCCCAACACAAAAACUAUUACAACUUUAGGCUUAAUAUGCUCUACCAAUAGAAAAUUUUUGGCUUUACAAGAAUUUGAAAGAUCCCUAGAAAUCUUGAAUGAACCGAUAAACUACUACAAGAAAAAGGAAUUCGGCAUCACUUUACUAGGGUUAUGUAAAUUGAUAAUUCUUGAUGAUAAUAUUAAUAAUUCUUUGUUCAUAUCCACAAAGGAUUUAAGCUCUGGCCUAAUCAGGUUGAAAAAUUAUUUAGAGCAGUUUUCCCAAAGUUGGCCUUUCGGCUAUAAUAACUCUGAAAUCUGGUGGUAUUUGAGUUUGAUUUACGAAAAGAUAGACGAUAAAGUUAUGUUGACUAAAAGCUUAUGGAAAUGUGUCGAGUUAGAAGAUUUCAGACCAGUAAGAGACUUUGAUUGUUGUAGUGAAUUCAUUCCUUAA
Messenger RNA from Debaryomyces fabryi, 2286 nucleotides. RefSeq lists its product as uncharacterized. NCBI's taxonomy places the organism in Eukaryota, Fungi, Ascomycota, Pichiomycetes, Serinales, Debaryomycetaceae. The transcript has a single exon. Gene Ontology annotation, molecular function: protein binding. The record is from RefSeq and is a predicted model, not a curated record. The coding region runs from base 1 to 2286 and encodes 761 amino acids.